GGGAGCGAUGAUAUUUGCAAUUUAGAAUAGGUAUCAUAUUAGUCGUGUUUGUUUUGGGGAUCGAAUUUACAAAAUGAUAUAAUUACUGCAUCCAUAUGUUUAAAAUAAUAAUUUAUGUUCAAUAUAAAGUGGUAAUUAAUUUCUUCUAACAUCUUGGUGAACGAUUUGUACGAAAUUUGCAUUAAAAAUUUUUGGUUUAUCUUUAACUUAGCUUUGAUUGAAAAAUUGGCGGGAACUUCAUAUAUUGAAAUCUGUGAUUGAAAUUACCGUUUUACUUAUUACUAAUCAGUGUUACUGAUUUCAUUAUAACCAGAAUUGUUUGUUUGCUAUAAAUUUGAAAGUAUUAAUGUGCUUAAUAAACAAUAUGUCUGAAUUAAGAAAUAAUGCGUAUUGUAAUAUACCCUUCACUACAGAAAUGUGUAAAGACGAUUUUUACACAUACGCAAGUAUAGAAGAUUUAGUAUCUAUCUGUGCAAUGGACAAAGAAAGAAUUACAAAGAUUCGUUCUAUUGGAAUCUUGGAAAGCGUUAAUGGUCGAUUUUUUAUAAAAGAUAUCCAUAAUGUAAAUAAAAAUGACGCAGCUAAUAUUUUAGUCUCAAUGUCUUAUAUUAGAUCUUCAUUACCUUCUUCUGUCAUCCCGUAUACUGUGCAGAUAUUUGGUACAAUGCAGUGGAAAAACAGACCAGUAAUAUUUGCGAAAAUUUUGCAGGUCUUAAAUACAACAUCUGCUAUACAACUUAGCAAUGUAAUGCAAAGUAUAUGCAGCAGACAUUUAGCAACACAAUAAUUAGGAAAGAACAAAAAUAAUUGGAGGUAGGAGACAGCAGGAUAUGUUUUGCUCUAGGAGCAGUCAGACGAUGGAUAUAUCUCUACUUUACAGAAGAAUAACACUGCUCUCAAGUAAUUUUGUGUUCCUGUGGUGUGUAAGGAAGCCAGAGUUCUCAGGGAGGGUCCGGGAUGAGCAACUCUCUUGGUAUCACAGCAUUCAUUGGCUGCGGUAUCCAAUCACGGAGCAUAUGCUGUUUUGCCACUUUUGUAGUGUAUAAAUUAUUUCUGAAUUGGGAAAAUAAAAAAGGAAACAUUGGAAAGAA
Molecule: messenger RNA, 1091 nt
Organism: Melitaea cinxia (Glanville fritillary)
Lineage: Eukaryota; Metazoa; Arthropoda; Insecta; Lepidoptera; Nymphalidae
Exons: 4
Coding region: 347-787 (146 amino acids)
Source: RefSeq, a predicted model, not a curated record